Molecule: messenger RNA, 3171 nt
Organism: Camelus dromedarius (Arabian camel)
Lineage: Eukaryota; Metazoa; Chordata; Mammalia; Artiodactyla; Camelidae
Gene: HAUS5
Product: HAUS augmin like complex subunit 5
Exons: 18
Coding region: 56-2032 (658 amino acids)
Biological process (GO): centrosome cycle; spindle assembly
Cellular component (GO): HAUS complex; centrosome
Source: RefSeq, a predicted model, not a curated record
GGCGGACGCCACACUUGAAGAGGGGGCGGGAGGCGCCGGCGGCGGCGGCGCUGUCAUGGAGUUAGCGCAGGAAGCGCGGGAACUGAGUUGCUGGGCGGCCAAAGAGAUGGAGGUUCCUGUGGCGGCCCGGGCCUCGGAGUCGACGCUGCGCAGGCUGUGUUUGGGCCAGGGGGCCGACAUCUGGGCCUACGUCUUGCGGCAUGUACACAACCAGAGGAAUGUCAAGAAGAUCCGGGGAAACCUACUCUGGUAUGGCCACCAGGACAGUCCAGAGGCCCGUCGGAAGUUGGAGCUGGAAGCUGCUGUUGCCCGCCUGCGGGCAGAGAUCCUGGAGUUAGACCAGAGCCUGGAGCUGAUGGAGCGAGAGACUGAGGCUCAGGGUGACCCAUGGGGCUGGACAGAUGGGCAGCAGAAUAGGGUUAGGGAAGGUACUGAUGGCCACCUCUGUUCCUCUCACAGACAUGGCCAUGGAACAGGCCCUACAGAGCAUGCAAGACACCCAGCGUCGCGCUCUCCUCCUCCGGGCUCAAGCUGGGGCCAUGCGAAGACAGCAGCGGGGGCUCCAAGUUCCCAUGCAGCGACUGCAGAAUCAGCUCAAGCGCUUGCAGGAUAUAGAGAGGCCAAAGUGGAUGUAAACUUUGGACCCUUGACGUCAGCAGCCCUGGGCCUGGAGCCUGUGGUCCUGGGGGAUGUCCGAACAGCCUGCAGCCUCCGGACCCAGUUCCUGCAGAACCUCCUGAUUCCCCAGGCCAAGGCAGGCAGCAUUCCAAUCCCUCGAGAUGACCACUUUGGAACUUCCUACCAGCAGUGGCUUAGCUCAGUAGAGACACUGCUGACAAACCACCCCCCGGGCCAUGUCCUGGCUGCCUUGGAGCACCUGGCUGCAGAGCGAGAGGCAGAGAUCCGGUCCCUGUGCAGUCUGGAUGGGCUUCAAGAUACGGAGACAGCCAGGUCCCAGGCACCAGACCAGUCAGACUCCAGCCAGGCCCUGCCAUCCAUGGUGCAUCUCAUCCAGGAGGGCUGGCAGUCUGUGGGUGUGCUGGUCACCCAGCGGGGCCCUCUUCUGAAGGAGCAUCAGAUUCUGACCCGGCGCCUCCGGGGCCUGAUGGAGGAGAUGGAGAGAUGUACCUUGGAAUCCAGCGAGAGGCAGGCAUUGGUACUGGGGCUCCGGGGCUGUGCCUUGUGGGCAGAGCUCAAGGCCCUGCGUGCCUUGAGCCAGGAGCUGGAGGAGGCUGCGGGGCGGCGACAGCUUCUGCUCCAGGAGCUACAAGCCAAACAGCAACGGAUCCUGCACUGGCGCCAGCUGGUGGAGGAAACACAGGAACAGGUGCGCCUGCUCAUCAAGAGUAACUCAGCCAGCAAGACGCGCCUGUGCCGGAGCCCCGGGGAGGUGCUGGCUUUGGUUCAGCGAAAAGUAGUCCCCACAUCUGAGGCUGUGGCACCCCAGAGCCAGGAGCUGCUUCGGUGUCUGGAGGAGGAAGCCCAGCAUCUGCCCCAUCUUGUGCUGGGCACCCUGCUGCGGCACAGCCCCGGAGGGUUGCAGCCCCUGCCUACCAUCCUCCCAUCCAUCCACCAGCUGCAUCCUGCUUCCCCAAAGGGCUCCAGCCUCAUAAUGCUGAGCCACAAGCUGGGGCUGCCUACAGGGAAGGCUCCAGAACUGCUCCUCCCAAAGGCUGCCUCUCUUCGCCAGGACCUUCUGUUUCUCCAGGAUCAGCAGAGUCUCCGGUGCUGGUAUCUGCUCCACAUGAAGACCAGCCUGCCACCAGGACCAUCCACCCAGGAGCUCCUGCAGAUCCGGGCAUCCCAGGAGAAGGAGCAGAAGGAGAACCUGGGGCAGACUCUGAAGCGGCUGGAGAACUUGCUGAAACAAGCGCUGGAGCGAAUCCCUGAGCUGCAGGGCGUUGUUGGGGACUGGUGGGAGCAGCCGGGACAAGCCGCCCUCUCCGGGGAGCUCUGCCAAGGCCUGUCCCUGUCCCAGUGGCGGCUGCGCUGGGUCCAGGCCCAAGGCGCCCUGCAGCAGCUGUGCAGGUGAAGAGAUGGCUCAAAAAGAAGUCAAGAGCUUCACAUUUGUUCACACCAACACUUCACUUCUCCUAGUAAGACCUUUGGAAGAAAGCAUCUCCUGGAUGCAUCAGCCCAUUGUCUCUACCCACACCUGCUGUCCCCCUCCACAGACUGUUCUGUUGUUCCUCUCAACUGCCUUGCCCCUGUCCUGGCAUCCCACCAAAGCCAAGAGAAUGGAGUACUGUGGGCCCCACGCUACCUGAAACUCUCCUCAUCACUUUUACCCUCAGCAAAAAGUAAUCAAGCAUCUGCUCUAAACACUAAGGAUCCAGUACUGGAAAAAAAAAAUGGACAGAAGUCCCAGCAUUCAGGGGAGUUGUUCUAGGACUUGAAAACAGACUGCUGGCAAGAUAAGUAAGCAAAAUAUCUAGUAUGUGGAAGAUAACUGCUAUGGAGGAAAAGCAGUUAUAGAGGUGUGAUUUUAAAUCAAGGGCUACACAGCAAAGGCUACACUCUGUAAAGGAAGUGAGAAGGAAGCACGUGGGUAUCUGAGGAGGGCUUGCAGAGUGGGGGAGCUACAGCUCAUGCAAAGACCCUGAGGUCAAAUGUGCUGGUGUGAGGGCUGAGGAAGCAGUGUAGCUGGUGGAAGAGGGGGAGGGUUUAAGAGUUGAGGUCAUCUUCUGGUUUUUAUAGUUUCUUUUUUACAUUUAAAUCUCUGAGCCAUUUGAAACUUAUCCAAAUGGAUUCAGUUUAGUCUCAUUUUAAAUAUAUCUCAACAGCACUUAUGAAAAUUCUCAUUCAGAGCAGUGAUUGCCUCUGAAAGAAAGGUGGGUGGCAGAGAUCAACCAAGGAAGAGACAAACUUUCUAGAGCCAAAAAUGUAUACUGAAGGUACUGGGGUUUACACAGGUGUACAGGCUUGUCAGAACACACUGUACUCAUUAGAUCUGUGCAUUUCAGUGUGAAUUCUCUUCAAUUUGUUAAGUAAAACUUUGCCUACCUAAACUUUGUAAAGUAAAAUUUGAGAUACCACCUUUUCAUACACUAAGUUUCCAUGGUUACUUGGGCGUAUGUGGGUUCUCUCCGAACAUUUGUCUGCCUGUUCUCCUGCGCCAUCCCCACGGUGUUUUAAUUAUAAAGGCUGUGUAAUAUGUCUUCGUACCUGAAA